AGGAAAAAAAAAAUAAUAAUAAUCUUUAUAAUUUAGUAACGAGAUGGCAUUGCGUAUACAUCGGGGACCACAAAAUGGCGGAGAAUGUACUGUCCCAAGCCCAAACUGAGAAGUUAUUACAAUUCCAGGAUCUUACUGGAAUUGAUGAUAUGGAAAGAUGUAAAGAUAUUCUUCAAGCACAUAAUUGGGAUAUUGAGGUAGCUGUACAAGAUACGUUAAACAUUAGAGAAGGUACACCUUCUGUAUACAACCCUCCACUUUCAGUUCCACCACCUGUUGUUAAUCAUCCAGCAGAUCAAAGGAUAUACUAUGCAUCUUCUGCAUUGCGACCACAGGGUAUCUGGGGAUGGAGUUACUUCUUGCUGACGUUUCCAUUUAAUUUUAUAUAUAAUUCACUCUUAAGUCUUCUGAGAUUUUCACUUAAUUUGAUCAGGUCUGAUCCUCGAAGAUUUGUAACAGAUCCAGUAGGAGAUGUGACAAAUUUCAUCAGCAGAUAUGAAGAAUCUUAUGGCAAAUGCCAUCCUGUUUUUUAUCAAGGAACAUACAGUCAAGCCUUAAAUGACGCAAAGCGUGAGUUAAAGUUUCUUUUAGUAUAUUUACAUGGAGAUGAUCAUCAGGAUACUCCAUAUUUUUGCAGGUCAACACUUUCAAAUAAAGAAGUAAUAGAAUUUGUCAAUACAAAUAUGAUAUUUUGGGCUUGUUCUGUUACAUAUCCUGAAGGUUACAGAGUUUCACAAGCUUUACGAGAAAAUAGUUAUCCUUUCCUAGCUGUGAUUGUUUUGAGAGAAAACAGAAUGACAGUAGUUGCAAGGUUAGAAGGUCCUUCUGAGCCUGAAGAAUUGUUAGAAAGAUUAUUGCAAAUUAUUAAUGAUAAUGAAGGUUCACUUAUUGCAGCUCGUUUAGAAAGGCAAGAACGUAGUCUUAAUCAAACUCUGAGGCAACAACAAGAUGAAGCUUAUGCAGCUUCUUUAAGAGCAGAUCAAGAAAAAGAAAGACGUAGACAAGAAGAAAGAGAUAGAAAAGAACUUGAAGAAAAAGCAAGACGGGAAUCUUUGUUAGCUGAACAAAGGAGAAAAGAGGUUUUAUAUAUUUUAGUGAAAUUUUCUAUUAUUUAGCAAAUUAUUCAUUAUGCAGUAAAAUUGUUUAAAAUGGAAUCUACAAGAGAUGGAAAAAUUUUUAUCCUGACAAUUCCUAUUUACACAGAUAUGCAUCUGUACAAGACAAAAUCUGUUCAAUAUGGAAAUGAAAACUAAUAAAUUCGACUCAUGGCUAAAAUUAAUUUGUGUACAAUGGAAUGUACUUAGUUGUUGAAGUUUGCUAGAGCUUUUUUCUUAUCAUUUAUAUGGUGGUAUGAAUCAGCUGAAAGAAAAUUCCUAAAAAUGUUGUGUAGUUCACCUCUAUAUAGCCAGAAAACAUGUAGGUUUCCUUGAAAGUAGUCCCAAGGAAAUGUCUUGAAAGCAAUAACUGUCAAAAUCCAUAACUGUCAAAGUUGUCAAAAUCAGCAGCUUGCAGAAGAGACAGAAAAACAAGGUUUAUUUAUUUUCGCUGAAUCCAUUUUAAAGUUCAGAGAAAUGGAAAUGUUUGUUCUCUAGAAAUGAAAAUUUGAGGAAGAACAUUUUCCUAUAACCAAUCUGCCAUCAGAAGUCCAAAGAUAAAAGAGAAUGAGAGAAUAACAGUUAGAAUUCUAACACAAGCUGCAUAAUUUCUCAGUGUUUUUGAUGUUGCUACUUAUAAGAAGAAAGUUGAGCAUCUGACAACUUAUAGAUUGUUUCUAAGUUGGUAAAAUUCAAACUUACAACAUUAAAGCAGAAAGCUGAAAUCUAACAAGAAUGAUAAGAACAAACAAUUCUUUAAAACAAAAGCUAGAAAGGCUGAAAAUGAAGAAAUCAACGAAUUGGUAUUUAAAUGGUUUGUGGAUGCUAGGGCCCACAAUUUUUCAGUUUCUGACCGAAUUUUACAAACAAGCAACAUUAAAUGCCAAGAAACUGGGUGCCACACAGAAUUUAAAGCAUCCAAUGGUUGGCUAAUGAGUUUGCAGCAUUAAUUGCCAAGAAACUGGGUGUCAUACAGACUUUAAAUAAAGCAUGAUUAGCUAAUAAGUUUCAGAAUACAUUGUGACAUUUCAUCAAAUUCAGCUGUCAGAGAGUGAAAAUAUAUUGAUGAGAAUGUUAUUGAUGACUGGAUGAAACAGUUGUCAGAAUUAACGCAUGCAUGGAUAUUAUUCAAAAGAUAUUUACAAUGAAAAUGAAACCAGUUUGUUUUUUAGAGUUUUGCUAAAUAAGACACUAACUUUUAAAUGUGAAAAAUGUGUUGGUGGUAAACAGUUGGAGAGGUUUACCAUCUUUUGUUGCAGCUUAACAGGUGAGACAGAAAAGCCAGUGGUUAUUGGAAAAUCUAAAAAGCAUGUUGCUUCAAAAAACUGUCAUGAAGUUGACAGUGAUAUGGGAAGAAAACAAAUGUGCAUGAAUGACAGCAGUUUUCUUGGAAGAAUGGCUGAUUGGAUUUAAUGCUAGAAUGAAAAUGCAGAAGACAAAAGUAGUUCUCUUUCUAGACAAUGCAAUGUCUCAACAACAAAUUGUUUUAUCCGAUGUAGAAAAUUGGUUUCUUCCUCCCAACACAAUGAGUGUUACUCUGUCAUUAGAUGAAGGAAUCAUUUUUACCUUGAAAUCUCACUACUGCCAAAUGCUUUUGCAUUCUCUUAUUUCAAACAUGAAAUUAUGAAACUCAGUUUCAGAACUUGCAAUGAAAAUCAAUAUAAAGUUGCUCUACAAUGGUUGGAAAAAGCAUGGAAAGAUUUACGGAAGACCACUUUUCAGAAUAAUUUCCGGAAGCAGGUUUAGCUGCUGCUGCCCCUGAAACUGCAGAAAAUGACAAGUCAUGGUGACCUGGAGAUGAAUCACUAUGAAAUGUUAGGAUAUUUGAUGUACCACAUGUUUCACUAAUAUUUAAGUUGAAUGUUAUGUUUCCACAGGCAAAUUAUUGUCUAAAUCAAGUGGGAUUCAAUUGCUUGAAAGAUAUUGUAGAAAAGAACAAAAAGGGUGACAGAAGUGAAGAAUGAAUGUGUUGACAAUGCUAAGAAAAAAAGGAAGAUUCAAGAAAUGACUGCAAAAUUAAUUCAAUCUUUUACUAUUAAGUAAUAAUUAUUUAUAGGAGCUAUCAUACAUUGAGGAGUUAUCACAGGAUAUAUCAUACAUAAUAUAAAGUUAUUCAUAAAGCUUAUUUAUUAAAUAAAUAUUCGUGACUAUUCUGAUCACCUAAAGUACAUUUUGCCUUAAAAUACCAUGGUACAGCCCUCAUCAGUUAGGAACUUACAGGUCGGAUAUGAACAUAUAAGACUCUGACAAUGGUACAUUUUACAUGUCUAAAAAUGUAUGUACUACAAUGUUAAAAUACUAUAAACAAACAGCUAGCUGUCAACAGUUGCACUUACAUUAUACUAAUUACGUAAUACAGUGGGUGAUUGGUUAAUGA
This is a messenger RNA of Centruroides sculpturatus (bark scorpion), 3471 nucleotides long. Its product is annotated as FAS-associated factor 2-like. Gene Ontology annotation, cellular component: endoplasmic reticulum. Gene Ontology annotation, molecular function: ubiquitin binding. The record is from RefSeq and is a predicted model, not a curated record. The coding region runs from base 75 to 1115 and encodes 346 amino acids. NCBI's taxonomy places the organism in Eukaryota, Metazoa, Arthropoda, Arachnida, Scorpiones, Buthidae. The transcript has 10 exons.